AUGGCUGAGCCCCCAGAAACAGUGCACUUCCAGGGGGACCAAGCAUCAGCAGAAACAGCAGCACUCGGCUCUGGGUCGGGUGAGUCCACAGAGGUGGAGUGUCCCAUCUGCUACCACGAGUACAACCAGUGCGGCAAGUGUCCUCGCAUGCUGGAAUGCCUCCACAACUUCUGCACUGAGUGCCUCCGGAGGAUUCAGCUGUCCACGUAUCCACCUGACCCUGCGGACCCCCAGAGCCCUCGCAGCCUCGCCAUUUCCUGCCCCCUCUGCCGCCACCCCACCCUGCUGGAGACCGGCGACCCCCUCACCCUGCCCUGCAACUCCCGCAUCCUGGCUCAGCUGCCCCCCAUGGCUUUCCGCACACCCGUGUCGGUGGCCGCCCACCUGGCCACCGUCACCCAGAGGGUGGUCCUCUCCCUGGAUACCAGCAGGGACGCCCGCUUCAUCAUCCUGCCCACCGUGAGCCUAACGGUGGAGCAGAUGCACCCAAGCGAUAGGCCCCACGGUGGAGGUGUGGGCCUGGUGGGUGAGGUGGAGGUUCUGCAGCACCACAGGAGGACCCUGGCUGUGGUAUUCUGGGGGUUGUUUUUGAUGACCUGCGUGGUGGGGGUGGUGUUUGGGCCCAGCUUCUUCCGCAACUGAGGGGAGAAGGAACAGAGGGGCCUGUUCCAAUACUUUUACGUGCAGCCGUCCUUCCUUUCUUGUUUCCUUAUUUCCUUCCCCCUUACUCAAGGAAGGGUGUAUUGUCAAAAUAUUUGAAAAUGGCCUAAAAUCUAGACGGAACUACGGGCCUACCUCAAACGUAGCCUCAACAUCCUGCUAACUUCAAUUCGACUGUAAAUGACAAAUAUAUUUACAAGAUAUUGAAGGUUGAUGCAUACAGGCUCAUAAUCACAUGUAGUUGCUUUAAUUGGUGGUGUUGAGAAAAUUCUAUAUAGACAGAUCUACAUUUUUCUUGCUAUGCACUGAUUUAGAGUUCCCUCUAGUGGUCUAAUCUAGGAGCGCCUAUUACAUUGGGGCGCCAGGUAGCCUAGCAAUUAGAGCGUUGGGCCAGUCAACCGAAAGGUUGCUUGUUUCAAAUCCCUGAUCCAAAUAGGGAAAAAAUCUGCUGAUCUGCCCUUGAGCAAGGCGCUUAACCCUAAUUGCUACAGGGUUGCUCAAUAAUGGCUGAUCCCUGGCCUUGACCCCACACUCUGAGGGUGUCUCAGGGGGAGUGGAAUUUCACACCACACACUUGUACAGGUUACACCCUAGUGCAUGUGUGAAACAGGACAAAUAUAAG
Messenger RNA from Coregonus clupeaformis (lake whitefish), 1282 nucleotides. RefSeq lists its product as uncharacterized. Gene Ontology annotation, molecular function: ubiquitin protein ligase activity. Lineage: Eukaryota; Metazoa; Chordata; Actinopteri; Salmoniformes; Salmonidae. The transcript has a single exon. Gene Ontology annotation, biological process: protein ubiquitination. The record is from RefSeq and is a predicted model, not a curated record. The coding region runs from base 1 to 642 and encodes 213 amino acids.